GUGAACAGUCGGUCCGUUGCCGGGGCAACGGCGGUGGGACGCUGUGACCUCCGGCUGAACUUCACUGCAGGAAACACCGAGCAGGAGGAGGAGGAGGCGUCUCCGGGCCCAGAGCUGCAGAGGAAGCGCCGCCGCGGCUCGUAAAUUAUCUCCUGACGUCCGUGGCCACCCGAAUCCAGCCGACUCGGACACUACAAGCGAACAACGACGACGUCGACGAUCGAAAACAGAAACCCGCCCGGCAAAUUAUGCCGAAGAUGUCUGCGCGACUUGAUAAUGUGAAGCCUAAAAAGAGGAAGACCAGCACUGAGCGCAGGGGCUCCAGAAAGGUUGCUGGUACAGGGAGGAGGUGUCGGAAAAGUCAGAGGCUGCACUCGAAAGCAGAAGGCAGUUCAGCAGUGAGGUCCAGCAAAACGGCCGAUCCUCUGGAGAGACUCUCUCACAUCAGCUGUGAAUGCCACCAGCUCGCUGGCAGGAGGAGAUGUUCAGCAUCACCAGAUCUGCAAGGCCAGGAGGGGAAAGAGAACGACCUGAGGACAGAGCAGGAGUUUGACAGCUACACAAAGAACAACAUCUGGAAUAAACAGGAGCCUGAGUGUACGGAUUGUGAGGACACGAGUAAAAUCUUAUUCCCAGAUGACGACAGUAAUCAGAUCCUUCCUGUGGAGCAGUUCUUUGGAAACUUGGACGUUGUACAGGACUUUCCUCAAAUAUCAUCAGCUCCAUCAUCCAGUGUCCAAAGGCAGAAGAAGAGGCGACAUUACUACGCACUGGAAGACAGCGAUGACGAGGAGAUCGCCCUCAGCAGCAUUUAGUGAGACGAGAGGGAAGGCCCGUCAUGAAGAGUAUUUGUCUGACUACUGUGGUGGACUUCAGUUGUAGCCAUUGAAAAACAAAAAUUUCAUUAGCACCUAUGAAAAAGCAGCUAAAAGAAAACUCCUGCUCAGACUUGGAUCAGUCCUCAUUGUUUGUUUUUUAAAGCUCACCACUGUCAAAAGUAGGAAGGAGGUCACGGUCAACAGGUUUGUUUGAGGUAUUUCCAAUUUUAAACAUGUAGCAGUACACUAUCUGACCACAUUGGGGGCAACAUAUAGCACAAGAAAGUUCAUAUGACCGCACCUCUAACAGGACAGGGUGCGGAUGUAGGACUCCUGCUCAUAAACACAACAUUGUGGCUCUUGUGCCAAAUAGCAGCUCAAUAUGCCCCCAUGUGGUCAGAUGUGGUAUUGUUACAUAUUGCAAACUUUUCUUCAAAGGUAACUGAUAUCUGAUGUGCUCAGAUUUUGAUAUUUUUCUAAAAUUGCAACAUGGAUUCAUUUGAAACAGGUAACACAGGAGUGGUUAUUAAACUAUUUCUAGCUGAAUUUAUGCUCAUAACAUUGCUGUCUCAAUCACAAGUGAUCUUAGCAGCUUGGUGUGUUGACACUGUACUUUAACUAGACAAAUCAAACCACACAAGGCUCUGUUGCCUUUUGUUUUCUCCGUUUUAAAUGUCAAAUGGUGCUGGAUUAAACCUGUAAACUUCCAAAGUGCUUUUUUUGUUUAUACAAAUGAAUUUGUAAAAUCUAAGUCAUGUCAGUGAAAGCAACAGUGAGUUUCAUGGUCUGAUGUCAUAAAAGAUAUGGAACACACCAAAGAGCAGGACUGAAAUUAGAUUUAAUACCACAAAAUUAUGUCAAAGAUGAAUGUCAUUUACCAUUAAUUGUUCACCAAGUGUCUAAAGUUCCUUAAAUGUUUUUUUUGUUAAGCUUUUGAAUCUGAUUUUCUACGCAUCAAAUGCAUCUGUAAAUAUAGACAUCAAUGCAGCUAAUAAUCUUUGAUGAAGCUCUUAAUGGGUUGAUAUGUGCAAAAAUUAAUUCCGAUGGAAAAAGUAUUGAUUGUUCAUCCUAAAGUGUGAUUGACAUUAAAAAUGUAAUGUAACCAGGUUUAUUUAUUGCACUAGAGCUCUUCCCACCUGUUGUGGAAUUGUGUAUAUAUCAGAUUGUUUUGACCAGUCAGUCAAAUCUUGUAUCUUUAUACUGCCUUAUUUAUGCAAAGCGCUUUCAUAUUUUUCAACAGAAAUGCAACUUUGUCUUCAUUAACCAGAAUUUGUAAUUCAUUCUUGUAUUUUAAAUCAGCGUGCCAAAUAAAGAAAAAAUGUUCCGCAUGACUUUAAA
Molecule: messenger RNA, 2156 nt
Organism: Cololabis saira (Pacific saury)
Lineage: Eukaryota; Metazoa; Chordata; Actinopteri; Beloniformes; Belonidae
Gene: c12h1orf174
Product: chromosome 12 C1orf174 homolog
Exons: 4
Coding region: 249-815 (188 amino acids)
Source: RefSeq, a predicted model, not a curated record